GUACACUGUGUUAUGAAUAUGAGAUGAGCUGAUGAUUAGACGAAAUGAGGAAUUUCCAGCUGUUGUUUUGACUCAAUUCAACUUGUUAGUUCAGUAACAAACAAAUAAUCAACCCUUUUCAUUUUCAGACCUUUGGCUACAGCUAAGAUGGGUGAUUCUGGAAAAGCAUAUUAUGGAGGAAUAGAAGGAGGGGCCACCCACUCAAAGAUGGUGAUUAUGGAUGAAACUGGAUCCAUACUAGCUUGGAGUGAAGAACAGAGUACCAAUCACUGGUUGAUAGGUAUCAACCUGUGUCUGGAAAGAAUCAACAGCAUGGCAGAGGAAGCGAAGAAGAAGGCCGGUAUUGAUACUCAAACUCCACUUGAGGCACUGGGUCUUUCUCUGAGUGGUGGCGAGCAAAAGGAAGGUCAGCGUAAGGUCAUCGAUGGAAUGAAGGGAACCUUUCCGUAUGUCAGCAAGAAUUAUCACAUGUGCACUGAUACAUAUGGAGCCAUCGCCACUGCUUGUAAAGCUGGAGGCAUAGUGCUAAUCUCUGGUACUGGUUCGAACUGCCAGCUGAUCAAUCCUGAUGGAACGGUCCAUGGCUGCGGAGGAUGGGGUCAUAUGCUUGGUGAUGAAAGCUCAGCGUAUUGGAUAUCACAGAAAGCUGUUAAGACUGUCUUUGAUGCUCUAGAUAAUCUAGCACCACCACCGCAUGACAUAGCAUACGUUAAAAAAGCCAUGGAGGAAUACUAUGGGAUUUCUGAGAGAUUUGGCCUUUUAGACCAAGUUUAUACCAACUUCGACAAAUCAAAGUUCGCUGGCUUCUGCAAGCGGCUAUCCGUAGGAGCUCGAGAUGACGCCGACCCUCUGUGUCUAUGGCUGUUUCACGAAGCAGGAAGACUACUAGGGAGGCACAUCGUAGCUGUAUCUCCAAAGAUAGAUAAGACACUGUUAAAUGGUGAAGGUGGAUUGAGGAUCGUCUGUGUUGGAUCUGUUUGGAAAAGCUGGGAUCUAUUAAAGGAAGGUUUUCUGGCCGGCUUAGCGAGACCUGACGAUUCUUACCCAGACAUCCAGGAAUUCACUCUACUCAAGCUGAAGGAGUCCUCGGCCAUUGGGGCAGCCAGGCUAGGAGCCCAGGUCCUCGACUUCGACCUCCAGGUCGACUACGAAUCCACUGUUGACGUCCUCUACCAACACAAACCAUAAAUUCCGGACAGUCCUAUUGAUAUUUAUAUUUAGGUAGAUGAAAUCGAUAUUUAUACGUCCAUGUGAACAUGUAUGUCAGUUGUGAAAGUCUGUCUUUGCGCAGUGUUUUUUGUGUAUGAUGUAUUCUUGCACUCAUCAUUACGCAUUGCAUAUGAGAAAUAUGUGGUAUUGAUACCCAGCUGCCAGUACUAAUGUAAAACGUUCUUUUUUCUUACAUGUGAGUAUCAAUAUUAGUGUUUUUAAAAGUGGUUUGUGGUCUAUUCCUUAUAAGGGAGUUCUAACCCCGAAAUAUGUUUAUUUCGAAUGAAAGAGAAAAUCAAAUUUGAAGAAGCAAAAGUUGAAAUUAUUGGAAUUGGAUGAAAAGGAUGAAAGAAAUCAUAUCAAGAAACUGCAUUGUUUGAAAAAUAUGGUGUCAUGAUGGGCAGGACUGUCAACAUAUUAGGUAACUAUUAAGAACUAUUAAACUGCAGAUAAUAUAGCAUAUAUGUAUAUUACCAAAUUUUCUCUUUUAUAAGUUUUAAGAAUGAGCCUAUGUCUGCCAACUUGGUAAAAUGUGAUGUCAUAACUUGCCCCUAGAAUAAUAAUGAUUAUAAGUAGAAAUAGUGGAUAUUAAAAAAACCAUCUGGUUUGGUAGAUUGUACAUAUGCCAUCUAGUCCUGGGUAUCUUUGGCAUAUGCCACAACGGGUAAUGACACUAUAUGAAACUGUGGCCAGUAAAAAAAUGAUGUAUUUCAUGCCAUCUAUAGAACCUCAUAAAUGUCACACUAGAAUCAUUCUGUUGCUAUCUAUAUCAGAAAUAACUUAUCAAUUCUAUACUUAUCAAUUUUUGUUUUACCAUUGUGAGUUAUUCUCUUUACUCUGAACUUAACAGUCGACAGUACAUGUAGUAGUGAACUGUAGAUGGAAAUAUUACUUUAGGCUUGAUGCAAAUCCUUUGCAAUAAAACUCAUGGAAAGAUAGAGAGACUCUCACCAGGGGUGGCAAAAGAGGGGUGGGGCUGGGUGGCAUUUCUGGCCCAACCCCCCCCCCCCCCCCAAAAAAAAAAAAAAAAAAGACGAAAAGAGGAAAAAGAAAGAAAAAAUAUUUUGGAGAGAAUAUGGCAUAAUUUUUUUUUUUUUUCGCCACACAAUUUGCAUGCAAAUAAGUUAUCUCAAUUGGCAUUCCACAUGCAGCUUUUAACAGAGCUGUAGCUUAAGCCGGCAAAGCUGAAAGGGGAAAUUCAACCUGAUGAAAAAGUUUGUUGUAAAUAUAAAUUAAGAUAUAAAGAUAAAGAAAGUUAUUAGAAUUGAAAGAUUUUUGCUGUCCGAUAUGUUAUGUACUAUAAAAUGCAUGAAUUUCACGUUUGUAAUGGUUCGUGAUGACUCUUUUUUUUUCAGGAGCGGGAAUGAAAUCAUUUUUCUAAUGAUAUACUAAAGGCACAAUACCAGUUUACUGAGAAAACUAUGUAUUGAUAUUGUACCGUACGAUAUGUGGGAAAGCUGCUCGCAUAUGACGUCAUAAAUCAUAAAGAUAAAAUUCUUAAUAACUUUUUUAAUUCUCUGAUGGGUUUUCCUCAAACCUUCAUGAAUAUUUUAUAUUUUUUCUACUUUUUUUACAAUAAACUUUUUAUCAGGGUGACUUCCCCUUACAGUCACAAUUAAGUGAGCACGUGUGCAUAGCUGCUGAAAGCUGGAUGGGCACAGUCGCUUCAGAAGUGUCGGGGGGGGGGGGCAGGUUCAUUCUAUAAUACUCUUUGAUAACCAGUGGUGUACGUGUGGAAUGUAUUAGACAUUAUUUCGUGCAAAUGUUACACUAUUUUUUUAUGAUUUGUGACAUCAUCUGCGAGCUGCUUCCUCAUAUGUCUUGUAGUAAAAAAAAAAUCAAUGAAAAUGUCAUCUCAACAUUUGAAAAUGUUUCUUAUCUAAGGUACCUUCAGUAUAUCGACAUACAAAACAUAUCACACCAGUUCCUGAAAUUAUUAUUCUUACAUUGUACUUGUUCAUGGUUCUUGUGUAGUAUUUAUAUAAAUUUCUAAAAAAUCUCAUUUUUUCCAUUGUAAAAGAGAACUGUUGCUCGGCUAGCGCCAUGAGCGUCUACUGACGGUGUGCGCGCUCUACAAAUAUACACUAUUAUUAUUAUUAUUAUUAAUAAUAUUGCUAGUCAUCAUAAACCAUUAAACAGAUUAAAAUCUAUGCAUUUUAUGUUGAUGGGGCAGUUGUAUGAUGUCACAAAUAAAAAGAAAAUUAAGUUCAAAUAACUUUCUCAAUCUUUAAUGGAUCUUCCUCAAACCUUCAACAGUUUUACCACUUUUGCUUGUAUUUUUACAACAAACUUUUCUUCAGGAGAAGAAUGAAUGGUGAACUUCCCUUUAAAUUGUUUUGACUGUAGACAUAAAAUCAGGACCGUUUUUCAUUCUCACUUGCAUGUUGCAAAGCUCCGAUAUUCUAGAUGUUGGGACAGUACUGUAUACUAUUGACUGCCUACAAGCUUCAAGCUGAUUUUCAAAUAAUGCAAAUGGUUUUAUAUACCUUUGAUACCCAGUUUUCACCCUUGAUUAUUGUAUUAACCAAGUUACAUAUCUUGUGUAAACAAGUUCGAGGAAGGAAUAAAUCGGGGGCCUUGGAACCCCCCCCCCCACAAACUUUUAUCAAUAUAGUCAUCCCUUUUCAAAACCAUUCCGCGGCCCCUGGUUAUCAUAAAUUAAGGCUAAAAAAAAAAAUGCAGCUACAUGUAUCCAGAUGUCUUGUUAAGUUGUUUAAUUUGUAUGGAUCAUUCCGUAUUAUUUGUAAUUAAGGAAAUGUGUUGAAUUGACUUCAAGACGUUUCCCAAUUUCUAGUGAUUUAUUUUUUUAUCAUAGGUAAAUAUAUAUUUUUGUAAUUUUCAUGAUAUGUAUAUCAUUGCCACUUGAAACUAUUCAUUUGAAUGAGUUUUUUAUAUUUUCAUUUGUUAGUGUCUUGAUGGCACUUCAUUGUGAGCAAGCAGCAAAUAUAUUUGUGAAAUAUAAUACCGCAAAACCUGU
Messenger RNA from Lytechinus pictus (painted urchin), 4186 nucleotides. RefSeq names its product N-acetyl-D-glucosamine kinase-like. The transcript has 10 exons. Lineage: Eukaryota; Metazoa; Echinodermata; Echinoidea; Temnopleuroida; Toxopneustidae. The coding region runs from base 148 to 1188 and encodes 346 amino acids. Gene Ontology annotation, molecular function: N-acetylglucosamine kinase activity. The record is from RefSeq and is a predicted model, not a curated record.